AUGAUGAACCAGCAGCAGGCCAACAUGGCCGCAAUGCAACAGCAGGGCGGUCCUGUUGGAGGCACACCGCUGAUGCAGGCCGGUGGCGCGCGAAACUCUAUGGAUCCGCAGACCAUGCUGAACACGUACAUCUACGACUACUUCCUGAAGAACCACCACUGGGAUCUCGCCCGCCAGGUCAAGGAUGCGCUUGUCAUCAACAUCGGGCCUGCCACGAAGCCCAGCCCCGGCGGCCGGCGCGACGUAAACGGCGUGGACGACAUGGACACUGACAACAAGGACGAAAUGCACAAACGCCCCGACGAUCUCCCUCCGGCCGCCGUGCCCAUCGACCCCUCCGAGAACUCCUUCCUGUUUGACUGGUGGCACCAGUUCUGGGACAUCUUCAACGCGCAGCGCCAGCGCUCGAAGCCGGGCUCGGCGCAGCUGCAGUAUUUGGCUCACACUAGGCAACAAGCCCAAUUGAGGCAGGAAAGCCAGCAGCGCCUCAUGAUGACAAAUAACACGCAACCGUACAGGGGCAUGAUGGGUAUGCCCACCAAUGCCAAGGAGAUGCAGAUGAGGAUGAUGCAGAAUCGCGGACCAAUGAAUGCACAGCAGCUCCAGCAGAUGAAGAACCAGCAACAGCAAAUGAUGCAGAAUCAACAGAUGCAGCGGGACGGGUCGCAGAUGGACAUGAACCAGCGUCCGCAGUCGCCCGGUUCGGCCGAGAACGCGCCCUCGCCGAACAAGCGUCCACGUCUUGAGAACGGGUUCAACGGCCAGCAGAUGGGCCCUGGCGCAAGAAGCCAGGGAAUGCAGCCGCAGCAGAUGGGUGCGACUUCUGCAGCCCAGGCUGGCCAGAUGCUCAUGGCGAACGGCAUCGACCCAAGCAUGACGCCGCAGCAGUUUAAUGCAUUCCAGGGGCAGAAUCCCAAUGUGCAGGCAAAGGGUCUACAGGUAUAUGCUCAAAAUCUUGCCUUGCAGCAUAAAGCAGCCUUGAAUAACCAACAAUUGGCAAAGGAAAUGAACAACGCCGGAAUGCAAAACUCCCCCAUGGCUCAGCAAGGCGCGGAUGGCUCGCAAGACUUCUUCCAGGGCAAUGCUAACGCCCGUAUGCAGCCAGGCGCCCCCGGCCAACAACCCGCCGGUAACCAUGCGCUGCAAGACUACCAGAUGCAAUUGAUGCUCCUAGAGCAGCAGAACAAGAAGCGUCUCCUCAUGGCGCGCCAGGAGCAGGACAACAUCACCCAACAUCCCGCCUCUGCUCCAGUCGGUCAGCCGGGUUUCCCGCCCGCAAUGUCGCCUCAGGGUAGCAGGGCUGGUCCGUCGCCCAAUCCCAAUGAUCAGAUGAAGCGUGGCACUCCGAAGCUGAACCAGGCGGGCCUGCCUGGCUCGCCGAUGCCGGAUGGGUCGAUGCCGCAGAACAGGAGCUCACCGCUACCGAACGGGUUUGAUCCCAACCAGAUGCCGCCGGGCAUGCCGCCACAGUUCUAUCAGGGACAGAUGGCAAACGGCAUGAUGAGACCACCAAGCUCGCACCCCGGCUUCCAAGGGCAGAUGCCGCAGCAGCAAAUGGAGAUGCUCGCCCGGAACGGUGGGCGGAUGCCAAAUGGAGGCAUGUGGCCUCAAGGCGGACCUCCCCAGAUGAUGCAGCAGGGCCAGCAACAAGGAGGUCCGCAGCAGGGCCAGGGCAUGCAGCCGGGUCAGCAACAGGGGCCGCCUAUGGGUACUCCUCAGCAGAGGAACCAACAGAUGCCUCCUCCGCCGGCUCCCUCUGCUGGCAAUGAGAACGGCCGGACCCAGCCCUCUUCUCCCGCUCAACCCCAGAAUCAACCUCCUACUCCUUCGCAGGGCAACAAGCCGAAUCCCAAGAACAAGAAGAAGGACGACAAGAAGACUGCCCCAUCCAAACCGCCAGCUGCCGCCAAUGCCGCGAACAAGAAGGGUUCAACAACGGGUGCUACCCCGGCCUCGGACGCCGAGAAUCCUCCGCCAACACCCACGCCCACUCAACAACCCAACCCUCAACAGCAACCGGCCGCUCCCGCGAACCAGCCUCCUCAGGUGCCCGCCCAGCCCCCAAUGGAUCCCAACGCCAAUGCUCCAUUUGGCGAUCUUGGCAACGACAGCAACGGUACUUUCAACCUGGACUUUGGCUCUAUGGACAGCGGCGAUGUGCUGGAGAACUUCGAUUUCGAUACCUUUUUGCACACUGAUGAUCCCGGCUCCAACGCCUUCACUUUCGAUCAGGCUUUCCUAGGUGAUGGAGUUGAAGCAGACGCCCUAUGA
Lasiodiplodia theobromae is the source of this 2271-nucleotide messenger RNA. Its product is annotated as CAMP-dependent protein kinase. Bases 1 to 2271 code for a protein of 756 amino acids. NCBI's taxonomy places the organism in Eukaryota, Fungi, Ascomycota, Dothideomycetes, Botryosphaeriales, Botryosphaeriaceae. The record is from RefSeq and is a predicted model, not a curated record. The transcript is spliced from 6 exons.